AUGCCGCGAAUCCUCACACCAGUUUGGGUGUUACUGGCUGGAAUAACGUUGGGCGCCAGACCGGCCAACGUGGCUGCGGCAGCCAUCUGUGCCAACGGCCAUGCCAGGUGCCGCGUCCUCUCGCUGGCCAACCUGUUUGACAGAGUUAUACAGCACUCGGCCAGGAUGCACGGCAUCUCCAAUGACCUUCACGCUAAGUUUGAGCAGUACUUUGUGCCCAGUGGGAAUCACAUUGGAAGGAGCAGUCGGAACUGUCACACCUCCACCCUCCUCACCCCCAACGACAAGGAGAACGCUCAGCGAAUAGCGCGCGAGGAGCUAACUGAGGUGAUCCUGAAGCUCCUGGUGGCGUGGAGAGACCCCCUGUGGCAUUUCCACCGGACCACGGCGCACCAGCACAACCUGGCUAAUUUCAGCUCGGACAUGUCCCGCCGGAUGAGCGAUAUGGUGCAUGAGCUACGCAAAGGAGUCGAGAAAGUGGCCGAGAAGAUGCAGACGAUGGGGAUGAUGAGCAACUCCGUCAGCACGCUGUCGUCCGUGGAGGCACUCCUGCCCCCGGAAAGCGGCGAGUGGCGCCUGAUGAAAGACCACGAGCUCCUCUACUGCUUUCGCCGCGACUCGGACAAGAUCCAGAACUACUUGAAGAUCCUCAAGUGUCGCAUCGUACCAGAGCACGGCUGCUGAAGCAAAGAACAGAAGAAACAUUCGCUGAGUGGUUUUAAACGACACCGUUGAAAAUGUUUUUGCACGGGAUGUUUCGGAAGCACAAUAGUAAAAGACUGACAACCUUCAUUCUCCAUAUGAUAAGCACAGAUAAGGAUUGUUGUUUGCCUAUUUCUGUUUCAAUGCAUA
Molecule: messenger RNA, 852 nt
Organism: Syngnathus typhle (broad-nosed pipefish)
Lineage: Eukaryota; Metazoa; Chordata; Actinopteri; Syngnathiformes; Syngnathidae
Gene: prl2
Product: prolactin 2
Exons: 5
Coding region: 1-684 (227 amino acids)
Biological process (GO): response to nutrient levels; positive regulation of receptor signaling pathway via JAK-STAT
Cellular component (GO): extracellular region
Molecular function (GO): hormone activity
Source: RefSeq, a predicted model, not a curated record